AUGAAUAAUCAUUUUAAGAAAAUGAAACGAAUGGAAGAAGAAAUGAACAAAUUUGAACAGGAUAUUGGUAUAAACAACAAUGUCAAUGAUGAUGAUAAAACUAAAAAUUGUUUUAAAAAAAUAAAAAUUCAAGGUCAUCAUUUUCAACAAUCCCCCUUGAAUAUUGCAUUAUCUAAAGAAAUCAAUUCACUGUUGCAAAAUCAAAGCUCAUCUACUUUAAUUUCUAAGACAAAAACUAAGGCUUUGAUAGGUAAAAGUGAACUAAAUAGCAAAGCGCACAUAGCAAUUGCAGCUGCUGGAUGUGCAUCGUCGUCUUCCAAAAUAUACGGUACUAAACAAAAACAAUUCUAUCGUAAGGCCGCUGGAAAGGUUUGGUACGAUCCUACUUUGGAACAAUGGUCAAAUGAUGAUUUUCGUUUAUUCGUGGGAAAUUUGGGAAGAGAAGUUAAUGAUCGUAUGUUGAGCAUGCCAUUUAUGCAGUAUCCUUCAUUUGUCAAAGCUCAUGUAGUAAAAAAUCGUGAGACAAGCAUGUCACGCGGUUGCUACGGAUUCGUGUCAUUUGGAAAUUCUGUGGACUAUUUACGAGCUAUCAAAGAAUUGCACGGAAAAUAUGUUGGAAGUCGCCCAAUGAAAAUUGAAAAAAGUAAUUGGAAAAAAAGAAACACUGAUAUCGUAUUGCAUACCUAAUUUGGAAUUGCCAUUUAUAUGGAAUUAGUUUUUUUUGUAUUAUUUAAAUAUUU
Messenger RNA from Myzus persicae (green peach aphid), 740 nucleotides. RefSeq lists its product as uncharacterized. The transcript is spliced from 5 exons. Gene Ontology annotation, molecular function: mRNA binding. The record is from RefSeq and is a predicted model, not a curated record. NCBI's taxonomy places the organism in Eukaryota, Metazoa, Arthropoda, Insecta, Hemiptera, Aphididae. The coding region runs from base 1 to 687 and encodes 228 amino acids.